This is a messenger RNA of Gloeophyllum trabeum ATCC 11539, 1984 nucleotides long. RefSeq lists its product as uncharacterized. The record is from RefSeq and is a predicted model, not a curated record. The transcript has 11 exons. The coding region runs from base 329 to 1984 and encodes 551 amino acids. NCBI's taxonomy places the organism in Eukaryota, Fungi, Basidiomycota, Agaricomycetes, Gloeophyllales, Gloeophyllaceae.
CAACAUUUCACGUCCGUCGGUCCCACUGCAGCCUCGGCGGUUACGUAUACCCCCAACAUAACGUGCUUCGCGUGGUUGUGUGGUUAGACUUAUAUUGCUGCAUCAGAAGGUGUCAUAUCUCUGGUCCAUGUGCCACAUUUCGCUAGCCCUCAAGUCAAGUCAUUCAUAGUUGUCUGGCUGCUCUGAUUGAGUGAUCUGACAGUCCUAGCAAAUCUCUGAGUUCACAACUACCCUAAGCAGUACAGGCCCUAUCUGAUAUCUGCAUUUCCCUGUGUCCCUCCUGUCCCCCAGAGGAAUAAAAGCAUCAAAUUUGAUCUCUGAGCUUGAGAUGGAACAUCAGCUGGCCAGAAGAUUCAGUGCUUCUAAGAGUUCAGAGGAAAGAUCACCGUCAAAGGAGAACAGCAAUAUCAUUGAAUCUGCUGUUGUACCAAGAAUCACAAAGUCACCAUUGGAACCAUUGCGGCUUGAGAAUUCUCCUGAGAUGGAUUCCCCUUUGUCACAACAGAAGGAAGACUCAAAACAUAAGUUAUUUGCUGGAGUAUUAAUCACAAGCCCCCCUCUGUCCAAAGAUACCACCUUGGUCCCAAAAUCUGAGUCACUGCAUUCAGGUGGUAAGCUUACAACGGCACCUCAGGCUUCUCGUACUCUACCUGAUGUCUCAUCAAAAUCGCUUCAUGCACCUCUGCCAGCCCACAAUUCUGUAGGGGACAAGCCACACCUUCCCUCUCGGGCUCUAGAUCCGAAGGUACCAGAGCAAUCAGCCCCUACAAUGACUUCAAAUACUGCAAUAAACCACAGCCCGUUCAGUCUAGCAGCCGCUCUCUCCCUUACUUUCGCCAACAACAAGCAUCACGAGCCACCUGCAGGAACUAUUUCUCGUGCUGUUGCACCUGUGAUUCCGCAGAAACGGAAGGCUCAAGUCCUCAAACCGCACAGGCUUCUCCGACGGAAGGCUGAUGUGAUCGCAAAGCAGAAAGAGAUCGACGCACAGCUUUCAAACGUUCCGGCGAAUGCCAUUAUUAGCCCGGAAGAGUUUGAUUCCGCACUGGAGACAGAAGUCGCGCCCGUAUCAUUAAGCUCAAAUCGUGCCGCACUCUGGUCCAAGGUUGACUCCAGGCAUCCAGACCUUUUGCAGCUGGUCACGGGGCCAGACUUGCAGAAGCAUCCUCGCAAUGACGAUUCGCAGACCGAGCACGACUUCUCGACGGAGAGCAACAGACUGGUACCGAGACAGGGCGUCCUGAUAAACGCUCAAGAACGUCCUCGUAUAGUUCCGCAUCAAUCUCGGACCGUGAUGUUCGCGGAGAGACUAGAGAGCAUGUUCGGCUUCGGAAGCCUUGACAGAGGCUCGUCCAAGAGAAAACCCGGCAAGGCUAGGAACUAUACCCUUCGCUCGAGGUAUGGUUCACCCGCCACCGGCGCAGCAUUUGCCUUGCAGGAGGAUGGUGCUGCUGCGAGCGAGCCCGAGAGCGGCGCUGUGACGGAGAGCACCGCAGAUUAUUUCGACCAGGACGAGGAGGCGUUCUCGCUUGUACUGGAGAAUCCUCUUGGGAAUGACGAGACCGAGGCCCGAUCAGCAGUUCCAUUGCUCACAUCAGAGCCAGCUAUCCUCGCAGAAGAACCUAGGGCAGCCAGUGCAGCAUCUUCAACCUACGUUCCACUGGUUGGCGAAGUCGACAAGCCUUCCAGUUACAAGUUGGACCUUGCUAUUAUCGACGAUUGGGUCAAGGCUCUCCUGAAACUGGCCAAAGGUAAAAUCAGACUUGAGCGGGAGGAUAUGCAGUUCAUCAGCAACAUUCUAGAAGAAGUCAAGCAUGCACUGGCAUCUCUUGAUCCUGAAAUCCUACAGAGUUCGGGCUUACGACAAGCCAUCACCGACAUAAGCCAGCUGCCAAAAAAUGAUAUACCCUUCGAUGAUGAACACGGCUUACGUGCACGAGCAACGGAGCUACUUGGGCUUGCACAAUCGCAGCAAACAGCGUAG